This is a messenger RNA of Scomber scombrus (Atlantic mackerel), 1326 nucleotides long. It is a transcript of the gene rtraf, whose product is annotated as RNA transcription, translation and transport factor. The coding region runs from base 85 to 813 and encodes 242 amino acids. NCBI's taxonomy places the organism in Eukaryota, Metazoa, Chordata, Actinopteri, Scombriformes, Scombridae. Gene Ontology annotation, biological process: tRNA splicing, via endonucleolytic cleavage and ligation. The transcript is spliced from 8 exons. Gene Ontology annotation, cellular component: tRNA-splicing ligase complex. Gene Ontology annotation, molecular function: RNA binding. The record is from RefSeq and is a predicted model, not a curated record.
GCUGAGCUAGCAGAAGAAGCAGCAGAGCUAGCCGACUUGUUAGCUACAGAAAGCUGUUGUCUGCUCAGAAAAACACACGUAGAAAUGUUCCGGAGGAAACUAACAGCUCUGGAUUAUCACAAUCCAAGCACUUUCGACUGCACAGAUGAGACACAGUUUAGAAACUGCAUUGUGUGGCUGGAGGAUCAGAAGAUUCGACACUAUAAGAUAGAGGACCGAGGCAACCUGAGGAACAUCCCCAGCUCAGAAUGGCCCAAAGCCUACGAGAAGUACCUGCAGGAUGUGAACAGUCCGUUUGGAGUACAGGAGAAGCAGGAGGCUUUGGAUUGGCUGCUGGGCCUGGCUGUAAGAUAUGAAUAUGGAGAUAAUGUGGAGAAGUAUAAGAACUGUCAGCCGCUGGCAGCCUCAGGCAACAGCGACAAGGCGGUGGACCCUCUCGUCAACCUUGACAGUAAUUCACCAGAUUUCAAAGCAGGAGUGAUGGCUCUGUCUAACAUCCUGAAGAUACAACGGCAUGACGACUACCUGGUGAUGCUCAAGGGUAUUCGUAUUCUCAUCCAAGACAGACUUUCUCCAGAAGCUAUUACUAAAGCUAGCCAGAACAAAGAGGGUAUUCCUGUAGCCUUAGAUAAGCACAUCUUGGGUUUUGAUACUGGAGACGCGACUCUGAAUGAAGCGGCUCAGAUCCUGCGCCUGCUGCACAUCGAGGAGCUGAGGGAGCUGCAGACAAAGAUCAACGAGGCCAUCGUAGCCGUUCAGGCCAUCAUCGCCGACCCCAAGACGGACCACAGGCUGGGCAAGGUCGGCAGAUGAGAGUGAGGAUGGAGAGGAGGAUGAGGAGGAUGAGGAGUGGCGGCAGAAGAAAGGGAGAGACUGAACGGCGGGAGACUUUAAGUUGAUUUUGGAGAAGAAAAGCCAGUUUUUUGUUUUGAGUUGGACAUAAAUUAGUUUUUUUCUGUUGCAUGACAUCAGACUGUGUUCAAAUUGGGAAUUUGGUGCCAAAAUAAGCUGAUGCCAGAUUUUCAGUAGCUUUUUAAAAUUUUUGUACAAUGGGAAGGUUAAGUUAAGCACUAUUAUGUUUCUGGCCAUGUUAUAAUAGUUUUCAGUCACAUGUUAAAUCAUUUAUUUUUUCAGAGUGUGAGGUUGAACCUUCUGAUAAACUCCUGGUUCAUCAUAUCCCUCAAUAGAAACCACAGAGAAGCUCCUAUAAUAUUGAAACUGACAGUUCUAUUUCUACUUUUUGGACUUUUUUUUUUUUCCUGUUGGAAGACAGAGCGAGUUUGAGAAGGUUUAAAGUGAAGCUGUAUGAGGAAAUCCAUAAAUACA